This is a messenger RNA of Papilio machaon (common yellow swallowtail), 4581 nucleotides long. It is a transcript of the gene MED14, whose product is annotated as mediator of RNA polymerase II transcription subunit 14. Gene Ontology annotation, biological process: regulation of transcription by RNA polymerase II. The record is from RefSeq and is a predicted model, not a curated record. Gene Ontology annotation, cellular component: mediator complex; core mediator complex. The transcript has 24 exons. Gene Ontology annotation, molecular function: transcription coregulator activity. Bases 150 to 4319 code for a protein of 1389 amino acids. NCBI's taxonomy places the organism in Eukaryota, Metazoa, Arthropoda, Insecta, Lepidoptera, Papilionidae.
GAAGUGAUGACAUUUUAUUAUAUUCAUGAAAAUGUUGUAUUGUUUUAGUAUUGGUUAGCUUUUGAAUUUUAACUAAGAAUAAAAGAAAAUGUCACAUUUAGUGUGUGAUUGAAACAUAUAUUUUGUCAGAAGCUACUAUAUCCAUCAAAAUGGUACCAGUAGCAAUCGAAGGUUGCACCCAGGGUGCUGAAGGUGGUGGAGCCCGCGGAGGUUCUAUUUCAUUAGCCCUUUUGAUUGACUUUAUUGUACAAAGAACUUACGAUGAGCUCACAGUGUUGGCUGAAUUAUUACCAAGAAAAACCGACAUUGAACGCAAAAUUGAAAUUUAUAAAUUCAGUGCCCGAACAAGACAACUAUUUGUAAGGCUACUCGCUCUAGUAAAAUGGGCGAGCAGUGCAACUAAAGUGGAUCGGUCAGCUCAUAUUAUGGCUUUUUUAGACAAACAAGCUCUACUGUUUGUUGAAACUGCUGAUGUGUUAGCGCGGGUGGCUCGUGAAACCCUAGUUCAUGCUAGGCUUCCGACAUUUCAUAUGGCAGCAGCAGUGGAAGUUCUUACAUUAGGUACAUAUAGCCGACUUCCAGCUGUAAUUCGUGAGAGAUUGGUGCCACCACCAUCUUUGACUCCAGCCGAGAGACGCUCCACUUUACGUGCCUUAGCUCAUGUUGUCCGUCAACGUCUUACUACAGCCUCAUUACCAACUGAUGUUAGAAAUUUAAAGGUUGAAAAUGGUAGAGCAACUUUUUCUGUUGGUCAAGAGUUUAGUGUGUCACUAACAGUAAUGGGUGAUGCACCUAACUUGCCUUGGCGCUUAUUAGAUAUUGCUAUUUUAAUCCAAGACUACGAGACUGGAGAGGGUAAACCAUUAGUUCACACAUCACAACUAGCUUGGUUGCGUGGUGUUGCGCAGGCGCGACUGGCAGCAGCUGGAUUGAGUGGGGCUCUCACUGCUUUGCGCUACUUCUGCCGCUCGUUGUCUUUAGAAUUGCUCUAUACACAGACAUUACGAUUGUGUCGUGACCGCCUGGCAAAACAUUUGCAAGUCGACAAGUAUAUACCCGGCCAGAAGCUUCAAGUAUCAUAUUGGAGGGAGCUAGGCUGCGAGUUGGGAUACCGCGUGAUAAUUGGUGCGGAGGCGGAGUCACUGUCCGUGUGGCAUGUGCCGGCGCUGGCGGGAGGCGAGCGCGUGGCGGCCGCGCUCACCCCGCAUGCGCCCUCUAUGGAGCGCCUGCUCGCCCACACUGUUCAUGUGCGCUCACGGCAACGCCUCAAUGACCUCAAAGUGCUGUUCAAUGACUUAGGGGUUGAGUGCACAGUGAGCGGGUGGCCGUGCGUGCUGGCGUGCAGCGUGGUGUGGCCGUGCCUGCGCGCCGAGCAGCUGCUGGUGUCGGUGGGCGCGCACGGCGGCCGGCUGCGCGCGCGCGUCCCCGCGUACCCCGCUACGCCGCGCAUGCCUGAGCUCGCGGCCGCACUCGCCGCUGCCAACCUCCCACUUGUUAAAUCAUUGUUAACGCAACUCAGGUAUUGGCUAGUGGCCCGUCGAUGUGAGAAAACUGUGCAACACUUGCCAGCAAGCGUUUGCGAACAUCUGCCGUUCCUUCACGGGCCGGACCACCCCUUGAACAAGCUGUCUACUGAUCGGCUCUACGUCACUUUACACCGGCACACUGAUUAUCUACUGAUAGUGGAAAUGAAGGAGGUUGCGGCGGGCAGCACGGCGACGACCAGCAACUGCAGCAACAGCGGCAGCGCGAGUUCCGUGGCGCUCGCCUUCCACCUCGCAGGUGCCCGCCGCUGCACGCCCGACGAAUGCGAGGACGAGAGCGGUGCGACGAGCAGCGCUAACGCGUCGCCCGCCUCGCGCGCCUUCCUCAAGCUGCACUCCCUCGUCGAACUCGAUACGUUCACGCUAACGCACGGACCAUUCACACCACUCGAUACUCCCGGUAUGCAGGCGGGCAAGCGCAAGUUGGCGUCGGCGAACACUCGCGCAUUGCGCGUGCGCCAGCCCGCAUACUUCCUGCCCGAGCUCGCGCACGUCGUAGCCGCUGCUGACGAGCGCGUGCCUUUCGUCAACCUCGCACAGGAGUUGGCGGCGCGCGGCGUGACGCACGGCGGCGUGAUGCCGGAGUGGAGCGGGUCAGCGCUGGGCAUGCGCAUAGUGGCGUUACCGCGGCCGGAGGGGGCGAGCGAGCGAGCCGCGGAGGCGCUGCGCAUGCGCCUGCUCGCCGCCACCAUACGUCUCACUACCAAGAACCAGGCUCGGGUCUGGACCGCUGAGAUCGUCUUCCACGGAUCGCCUAUCAGGACGCCCAAUCCUAAAGAACAAGGCGAGAGGCGGUGCGUGUACCUGCAGUACGAGCUGGGCACUGACGCGGGCCGCACUGCGGACGCGUUCCUCGCAGACUGGGCCGCAAUUGUGCAUCUACACACCUUGCUCUAUGAUUUCAUGCUAAGACCCGCACAAGAGCGCGAGACUCUGUGGCACGGCAUCUGCAUCCGGUCGUACACGUACCGGUCGCUAGUGCUGGGCUUCGGCGUUGCGCAGCGUGCGACGUGCGUGCUGCAGUGGGCGGCGGGCGCGCACCGCUACACCGUGGCCACGCCCGCACACCAGCCCGCCGCCAACGCGCACCACCUGCUGCACCACCACCUCGACAACUACAUCAAUUGGCACAAGGACUUGAUGUCGUUCGGCGUGGUGCUGCGCGAGACGUACGCGCCGCUGCUCGCGUUGAGCCGGCUGCCCACGCUGCCGCAGCUCGGCCUGCAUCACGUGCGCACGCAAAUGCCCACGCCCACAUUCACGCUGCUCGCCCACUCCUGGCGGAAGAUCCGCAUAAUCUACGCGGGCGCGUACUCCCUGGAGGUGGGCAUCCGCGGCGGCAACAUGGUCACCAUCAGAGACGGCUCCUACUCCAAGUUCGACCGCACCACCGUUGUCGACGAGUUUGCACCUGCUCUAGGUCUUAAGACUUUCUUGUCCAGAUAUGUAGAUGACAACAUCAGUGCAAGACUGUUGGCGGAGGAAGAGAAUCCUCCCUCACCCAUGUCUCCAAUGCCUCCAGGUGGUCUGCGGUUCCCGGCGCCGCUGACGCCGCCGCAGCCGCACACGCCGCAUUCGGCGCCCGUCACACCGCACCCCGCUUCGCCCGCACAGCACCAGAUGGGCGGUGGUUCAUUCAACCUGACGUCUCCUCCGGGCGGCGGCACGGGCGGGUCUGGUGCGGGGGUGUCGGCAUCACCCGCAUCCCCACUCGCGCCUUCACCCCUCGCGCCCGCCGCCUCCCCACACCCGCCCCCGACCUCGCCGUAUACACCCUGGCUCGGCUCGCCCUCUCUGCCGCGCCCCUCGCCGGGGCACCAUCCCUCUCCGCGACAUCAUAUCGAUCAUAAAGGGCCGCAAGUGAGCUCAUCUACGACGAGCGGGUCCCGCGGGGGCGGAGUGCGGGGAGGCGCGGGAAGCUCGGCAGCUCCACUGACCGUGGCCAAGCUGGAGCUGCUGUGUACACCCAGCGAGCCGCCGCCCGGCGCACCGCCCGGACCGCCCCUUGCGCCGCUGCAGCGCUUCCUCGCCUGCGUCUACCUCAAGCGCACGCUGCCGCGCUUUAUACAGCAAGAGGAGUUUUUAUCGCUGGUGUGUAUGGAGGCGACGAGUGUGACGUUCCGGUGCGAGAGCGCAGGAUUGUCGGCGCGCGUGGCGCUGCAUCCGCAGCACAUGCAGUCGCUGCACCUGCAGCUAUCCGUGCUACCCGAACACAAAGAGAUACUGUCUCCAGAUGACUUGCAGGUGAUGGAAAAGUUUUUCGAAACACGCGUGGCGAUUCCGCCGUACCGGUCGAGCGCGCUGCACGGGUGGGCGCGAGCAUUCGGUGCCCCGCCGGUGGCGUUGCCCUCGCUGGCAGCUCUGAUGCGCGCCGACCUAGCGCCUGCCGCUCUCGCUGCGUCCGCGCCCGCGCCCCCGCUCUGGCAGCUGCAGUGGGCGCUGCGCAUCCCGCCCGCUGCGCCGCAGAUCGUGCCCGCCGGACAUCCCGCUGUACUCAAUGCCAAAAACAAAAUAUUGUUCUUUAUUUGCCUGACACGUGGCGACACGCAGCUGGUGCUGCCGCUGGUUUACGACUCGCAGAACAAUAGCACACAGCUCGCAGACAAGCGCGACGCCCAGCCUCACCUACUCGCCGUCAACCUUCAUCUCAAGCGGUUCAGCGAAUUCAAUCAGACGCACUCAGAGUGCACUCUGUGGCCGGCGGUGCGCGACUUGCUGACCAACUUCACGCUGCCUCAGGAGGCGCCUCCCGCCACCGCGCAGCCACCACCCUAGCCGCAACACUCCCCUCACCCGCACUCGCAUCCGCACCACGCGAGACGCAUGCAUCUGUGACCGCCUAUUGGACAUUUUUGAACCAUUAAUUCUGUUUGCAUUAUAUGUGUGCUGUUAGAAAUAGGAAGAUAUGGACAUUGCUGAAACCAUUAGUGGCAUAAAGUACCUGCGAUGUAUUUUAAAUGAUACUAAGGUUAUAAAUGUACGGUCAUUUGUAGAUGAGCCCUGCAUUCCUGAAUUAAAUUAUUUAUAUGGUCUUACG